Messenger RNA from Ipomoea nil (Japanese morning glory), 1607 nucleotides. Its product is annotated as iron-sulfur protein NUBPL. The record is from RefSeq and is a predicted model, not a curated record. NCBI's taxonomy places the organism in Eukaryota, Viridiplantae, Streptophyta, Magnoliopsida, Solanales, Convolvulaceae. Bases 218 to 1108 code for a protein of 296 amino acids. Gene Ontology annotation, cellular component: mitochondrion. Gene Ontology annotation, molecular function: ATP binding; ATP-dependent FeS chaperone activity; 4 iron, 4 sulfur cluster binding. Gene Ontology annotation, biological process: mitochondrial respiratory chain complex I assembly; iron-sulfur cluster assembly. The transcript has 8 exons.
AAGACCCAAACAUUUCACCCCGUGCGUGCCUGCCUGCCACAAUCCAUUUUACGAUUCACGACACGAAUCCGAUCUAAAAAUGGGUUAUUCUCACGGAUCGGUUAACCCACGGAUCCGUAUCUUUGUCUGUGUUUGACCAACCCAACCAGGGCUUGUGUACACAGUUUCCAGAAUUCCAAGUCAUAGGGCUUGUGCUCUUUACUAUCUGACUGAAUUUAUGAAGGGGUUUUUCAAGCAUUUCACUCUUGGUGGGGUGAGGGGGUUCGCUGUGGGGCGUGGUACAGCACCCAAUACCCAAAACCUUAAGAUUGAAGGAAUUAAAGACAUCAUAGCGGUUGCUUCAGGCAAAGGUGGUGUUGGCAAGUCCACCACUUCUGUUAAUUUGGCUGUUUCACUUGCCAAUAAGUGUCAACUUAGAGUCGGGUUGCUGGAUGCUGAUAUCUAUGGGCCUUCAAUUCCUAUGAUGAUGAGACUCCAUGGAAAGCCUGAAGUGAGUCAAGAUAGGAAGAUGAUUCCAAUUGAAAGUUAUGGCGUUAAAUGUAUUUCAAUGGGAUCUCUUGUGGAGGAAGGUGCAGCAAUCGUAUGGAGGGGACCUAUGGUCAUGAAAGCUCUUGAGCAGAUGACUAGAGGAGUUGAUUGGGGAAUCCUAGAUAUUCUUGUGGUGGAUAUGCCCCCAGGUACUGGAGAUGCUCAGAUAUCUAUUUCCCAGAGGCUUCAGUUAUCAGGAGGAUUGAUUGUUUCAACUCCUCAGGAUGUUGCAUUAAUGGAUGCUCGCAGAGGUGCUAAAAUGUUUUCCAAAGUUAAUGUUCCGAUUCUAGGAAUCUUGGAAAACAUGAGCUACUUUAAAUGCCCAAAUUGCAAUGAACCCUCAUAUAUCUUUGGCAAAGGAGGGGCUCGUAAAACAGCUGACGAAAUGGGCAUGAAGUUUCUUGGUGAGGUACCACUAGAAGUAGGGAUCAGAAGUGGUUCUGAUGAAGGUCUCCCAAUUGUAGUAUCAGAACCUGAUUGUGUAGUAUCCCAAGUGUAUGGUGAGAUUGCUGAGAAAGUUGUGAAAGGACUUGAAGAAUUGGAGCAGGAGCAACAUUUCCGACCAGAGAUAAGUUUGUGAUGUGAUAGACACCAAGUGCAGACGUGAGGUUACGUGACUAAUAAUAUUAUUAUGUCAAAUCUCUAAUUGGAAGAGGGUAUGAUGCUUCAAGCACCCGUAUCUGAUUGAAAUGAACUCCCAGCUCUCUUCCCUUCUCAGAUGCGAAGAAAUGGAGCAAUGUCAGCAGAAGUGGGAAUAUAUUUUUGGUUUCCAGAGCGCAGGAUUUUGUUUUAAUUGACUGACAUGACAUCUAGAGUGUAGGAGGUUUUGGUUUGGUGCUUUACAGAGAGAAAAAGCAUACUCCGUAGAUGUUAAGACUUUAAAAAAUUUCAUUACUAUUUGGAGAGCUACAAGUAGUUGAAAUUUGAAGAGGAGGAGGGGAUUUGAUUUACUUGUCGUCUAAUAAGCUGCCCAGCCGAAACUGAAAUACAUUAGCUGAAAGUGAAAUAGAAAGCCGAAAAGAAUGUUUCUUGCUCUAUAAAUUAUGCAUCAAAUGAAAUGAAGAUUCGGUAUUUGUAAA